CUAUCCAUUUCAAUUCAUUCCGAUAACAUCUUUAUGACGAAUAAACCUCAGCCAUUGCCUAAAUUCGGCGAAUGGGAUGUAAAAAAUCCCUCAUCCGCAGAUGGAUUCACAGUAAUAUUUGCAAAAGCACGCGAUGAAAAGAAAACCAAUGGAACCGUUGCAAGUGCACCACAACGGAUUAACAACAAAGGCCCCUCUCCUCCACCAGCACCACCUCCUAAUAAGCACGAAAUGGAGCCAACGAAUAGAUUUUGUUGUUUUUGAAAGUUAUUAAAGUGCACGGCAUUGUCAACAAAAUUAUGGUAUAUAGUUCUUGAUGGAUUCGUUA
Molecule: messenger RNA, 328 nt
Organism: Erigeron canadensis
Lineage: Eukaryota; Viridiplantae; Streptophyta; Magnoliopsida; Asterales; Asteraceae
Product: protein NOI4
Exons: 3
Coding region: 34-264 (76 amino acids)
Source: RefSeq, a predicted model, not a curated record